Pelagomonas calceolata is the source of this 1531-nucleotide messenger RNA. The record is from the annotation of a GenBank genome assembly. NCBI's taxonomy places the organism in Eukaryota, Pelagophyceae, Pelagomonadales, Pelagomonadaceae.
AGUGCUAGACAUUACCGGCGGGCCACACUUCGAGUUCCCCCGUACCCUCCUACCCACGCAUUCAAUAGCGCAGGUAAGUACCAGCAGCUUCCCAGCAGCCAGCUAGGCCGGGCCGACCUUGCCGCGGCGCGCGUCGCGCGCGGCGGCCAUCUCCUUGCCCGUCGCGGGCCGGACCGUCUCGCCGGCGCGGUUGUAGUUGGUGGGCUUGAGCGAGAGGAUGAGCGAGUACAUCAUCGGGAGCUUCAGGACCAUCCAGGGGAAGGAAAGCAUGCCGUAGAGCACCUUGACGUGGAAGAGCUGCGCGUUCUGCACCCAGUCCGUGCCCCCCGGCUGGGCGUAGAUGAAGGCUACGAGGGCCAGGCAGCCCGCGGCGACGACGAGGUCGUAGCACAUCCAGUACCACACGCGGCCGCCCUUGCGCGCCACCGACGCGAGCUCGCCCCGGACCGGUUCGUAGUGGUAGCCGCCCUUGACCGCCGACCAGGGCAGCAGGCCGAGCGCGACCCAGCAGAGCAGGACGCGGGCGAAGAAGAGCCACAGCGUCUCGCGGAACGCCGGCUCGGAGCCCGGCGCGCCGUCGGAGCAGUCGGGGAUGCAGCUCGCGUACAGCGUGGCCCCGACGACCAUCGCCUGGACGCACGCCGUCGUGAACUGCGACGCCUUGAAGGACACGACGAAGUCCACCAGCUGGAACUCGUCGACCGGGCUCUCGGACCACUUGAACGCGAGCACGACGAACCACCAGGCCGUCGUCACGCCCCAGAGCGGGAACGCGCCGAGAGCCUGCGUGUAGAACCACCACCAGGGGUCCUUGACGCAGGCCCAGAUCGUCUUGUCGUGCGGGAACAUGUGGUAGAGCACGUGCGCGCGGACCCUCGCCGGGAAGUUCGGGCAGCACGGCGGGGCCGGCGCCGUCAUCUUCGCCGCGUCGUCGACCUUCUUGCGGAACGCGGCCGUGGCGCUCUCCAGGAUCAUGUCCCGCACCUCGGGCAUGAAGCCGUCGACGACGGCCUCGGCCACCCUCCGCACGGGCCGGGGCAUGUCGGGGUCGACGACGGCGGCCUUGGCCAUGGCGGCGAUCUUCUCGCACGCGAGGUCGACGCCUUUGGACGCCACGGCCACGCCCUUGGCCCGCACGGUCUCCUCGGCCUCGCCCGCCGCCCGCGCGGCGGCGCCCGUCACCGCGCCCGCGGCGCCCGCCGCCGCCGCCUUGGCCCCGGCGACGCGCUCCUCGCCCGCCACCUUCGUCGCGGCGGCCCCGGCCGACGACGCGGCCUGGUUCGCCGCCGCGCUCGCGGCCCCGGCGGCCUGGCUCGCCGUCUCUUUGGCCUUGGAGAAGAGUCCUUCGCCCUUCCCUUCGCCUCUCCCCAUGGUCUACACGCCCGACCUGAGAGGUGCUUCCUGUCACCGGACGCGUACGGCAGCUUUAGAGUUGGGCAGCUCCAACGGUACGCGGGCAGCCUGACAGCAUCUGCUCUUGUGUCAAUCACGAGCUUGUAAUUGGUGUACCCAAGAAGCGCUUGUAUGAAUU